UUCCUUGUCUCUCCAAAUAGAAGCCCUAGAAAUCUACAGAGAAAACGCCUGCUUUUUCUCACUGAACCGUCCCUUUCCCGAGGAAAAUUUCGCAAUUUCCCUGAGAAAUUCGGAAAUUAGUCAAAACGCCGCAUUCCUUGGGCAUGGAGAAGGUUCUAAGUGAGACCUCCAAGCCCUCCUCCUCGGACUGCAGUAUCACUACCACCUCGAUGUCGGUUACCGAGAGCGUUAAUGGGUCGCAUCAGUUCAAGAUCAACGGAUACUCCCUCUCGAAGGGGAUCGGGAUUGGGAAGUACAUAGCUUCUGAGACAUUCAUGGUGGGUGGGUACGGGUGGGCGAUUUACUUUUAUCCUGAUGGAAAGAGCGUAGAGGAUAAUGCGGCCUAUGUUUCCCUGUUCAUCGCAUUGGCAAACGAGGGGACCGACGUCAGGGCAUUGUUCGAGCUCACUCUCUUUGAUCAGAGCGGCAGGGGGAGACAUAAGGUUCAUAGCCAUUUCGGUAGGACGCUCGAGAGUGGACCGUACACUCUUAAGUAUCGCGGUAGCAUGUGGGGAUAUAAAAAGUUUUUCAAAAGAAAUGUGCUGGAGCAAUCAGACUACCUCAAAGAUGAUUGCCUCUCUAUUCAAUGUAGUGUUGGUGUUGUUAAGUCAAAUACAGAGGGUCCCAAGGCCUACUCUAUAGAAGUUCCACCUUCAAACCUUGGACAACAAUUUGGACAACUACUGGCAAGUGGAAAGAGAUCUGAUGUGAGUUUUGAAGUUGAUGGUGAAAUAUUUCCUGCUCACAAGUUGAUACUUGCUACUCGUUCACCUGUGUUUAAGGCACAACUUUAUGGCCCACUGAAGGAGCAAAAUACUCAGAAAAUAAAAGUUGAAGACAUCGAAGCUUCUGUGUUUAAGGCUUUACUUCACUUCAUUUAUUGGGAUUCUCUACCCGAUAUGCAAGAGCUUACGGGUAUCGAUUCGAAGUGGGCCUCUACUUUGAUGUCUCAACAUCUGCUUGCAGCAGCUGAUAGGUAUGGUUUAGACAGGCUCAGAUUGAUUUGUGAGGCCAAUCUUUGUGAGAAUGUUGCCAUUAACAAUGUGGCAACCACCUUAGCCUUGGCAGAGCAGCACCGUUGUACUCAGCUGAAAGCUGUUUGUCUCAAGUUUGUGGCAAUGCCUGAAAAUUUGAAAGCUGUAAUGCAAACUGAUGGUUUUGAGUACCUGAGGCAAAGUUGUCCCUCGGUCUUGUCUGAGCUCUUGCAGUACGUUGCUAAAACUGACGAUCCUGCAACCCUAACUAAACAUGGGACUGAGGCGAUCCUCGACGGAAGUGAUGCUAAUGGGCGGAGGGUGAGGCAAAGGCUAUAAUGAAGGCAGUUUCCAUCAAAUGUCCUUUGCAGUAAUAAAAAGAAAAGGGGGAUUAUUUCUAGGAUUAGGAACAAUUUUCCUGCUUUCGACUUUACAAGAAAGAUGUAAAGGUAGCUGUCAUCUGUUGUCUGUUCCUUGUUUCUCGAACAUUUGUCCAUUGUUUGUUUGUCAUUUCAUGUUUCCAUCUGUAGUCUGCAGGCAUUCGAAUUUGUUUGCCGUUUUCUUUUAAUAAUCCUGUCAAAGACAGGUCAGACUUACAAACAAUGUUGGAAAAAUAAUUCAUUAAAAUCUCU
Rubroshorea leprosula is the source of this 1645-nucleotide messenger RNA. Lineage: Eukaryota; Viridiplantae; Streptophyta; Magnoliopsida; Malvales; Dipterocarpaceae. The record is from the annotation of a GenBank genome assembly.